Acaromyces ingoldii is the source of this 1318-nucleotide messenger RNA. Its product is annotated as extracellular GDSL-like lipase/acylhydrolase. The record is from RefSeq and is a predicted model, not a curated record. The transcript has 2 exons. Bases 30 to 1160 code for a protein of 376 amino acids. NCBI's taxonomy places the organism in Eukaryota, Fungi, Basidiomycota, Exobasidiomycetes, Exobasidiales, Cryptobasidiaceae.
GGGCGCGCUGGCUGGCAAGCUGGGCGACGAUGCCCCAGCUCACCGAGCCGGCGAAUUUGCCGCCCGCGCCCUACAACAACUCCGACGUGAAGUUCCUCAACGCCACGCUGCGGCAGACAUUCAAAGUCAGCCGAGGCGCCCGGCGUGUCCGUAUGCGCUUCACAAACGUCUUUGGGGGCUCCAACCUCGACAUCACCUCGGCCUGGCUCGCGCGGCCGCUCAACGGCUCCGUCGGCACCUCGUCGAUUGUGGCGCGGUCGCAGCACCAGCUCACCUUUUCCAACCUGACGUCCUUCUCCGUGCCCAACGGUGCCCUCGUCGUCAGCGACCCGGUGCACAUGGAUGUGGCCAACAAUGAGAAUCUGACGGUGAGCAUGUACCUCGGCGGCGGCCAGGCGGGCGCCGACAUCACCUCGCACCCUGGCUCGCGCACGACGACCUACAUUGCCGCGGGCGACCAGACUCGGAGCAGCAACGUGACCGACGCCGUGACGACCGAGCAUUGGUACUUUAUCGAUGCCCUCGAGGUGGAGCAGCAGCAGGGCCGUGCGAUCGUCAUCGUCGGCGACUCGCUCACCGACGGCCGCGCGAGCACUGAGAAUGGCAACGACCGGUGGCCCGACCAGUUCUACGCCCGCUUCCCGCACGACACGGCCGUGACGUACCUCAACCAGGCGGCCGGCGGCAACCGCGUGCUCGCAGACGGCCUGGGACCCAAUGCUCUCGGCCGAAUCGACCGCGACGUGCUCGCCCAGACGGGCGCCCACUGGGUCAUUCUCUUUGAGGGCGUCAACGACAUUGGCACGGCCGACGCCACGCCGGCGGCGCAGGACGCCGUGGUCAAGCAGCUCCUGGCCGCGUACGACCAGAUCAUCACACGUGUUCAUGCGCAGGGCAAGACCAUCUACGGCGCGACAAUUACGCCCUUUGGCCUCAACACCUACGGCAGCGCGCUCCGCGAAGCCAGCCGGCAGACGGUCAACGACUGGAUCCGCUCCUCGCAGCACUUUGACGCCGUGCUCGACUUUGAUGCCGUCGUGCGCGACCCGGCAAACCACAGCGUGAUUGCGAGCAAGUAUGACUCGGGCGACGGGCUCCACAUGAACCCAGCCGGCUACGGCGCCCUGGCAGCCAGCAUCCCCCUGUCGCUGUUUGAGUAGCCGCGGAGUACGUACACCCAGCUUGCCGACUAGGGCCUUUGCGACAAAUUGAAAUUGUGGAAGCGCAUCUUCGGAAGCGCAUCUCUGUCUACAAACAAUACGAUCCUGUGUACUGUACAACUAAAUAUAUGUCGCCUCCUUUAGUCUAAUUUACUGGU